CGACAAGAGGAUAAGGCAGGGUCGCAAGGGACGGAGCUUGGGGACAGGGAGGAGCAACUAGAGGACCCGGCACGGGCGCAGGGGGCGGGGCGCAGCGCGUGCACGCGGGCGCCAGGGUCGCCAUGGCGGAGGUGCAGCAACUCCGAGUGCAGGAGGCCGUGGACGCCAUGGUGAAAAGUGUGGAGAAAGAGAACAUUCGGAAGAUGCAGGGUCUCAUGUUCCGGUGCAGCGCCAACUGCUGUGAGGACAACCAGGCAUCUAUGCAGCAGGUGCACCAAUGCAUCGAACGCUGCCAUGCACCUUUGGCUCAAGCCCAGGCCUUGGUAACCAGUGAGCUGGAAAGGUUCCAGGACCGUCUGGCCCGAUGCACCAUGCAUUGCAAUGACAAAGCCAAAGACUCCAUAGAUGCAGGAAAUAAAGAGCAGCAGGUGAAGCGACAGCUGGACAGCUGUGUGACCAAGUGUGUGGAUGACCACAUGCACCUCAUCCCAACAAUGACCAAAAAGAUGAAGGAGUCUCUGUCAUCCAUCGGGAAAUAAAAUUGUUUGCCGGUGACCAUGGGUCUGAGGGCACGCUAUUUAGAAGGAAGAAUGGAAGUUUAAUCUGUUAAGCAAGUUUAUGAAUGAGGAAAACUCAGGACACAGCAAGUUCCAGGCAAAUGCUGCUCACCUCUGGACACCAGUUCCUUUGCAUCUGAAUCUUAGAAGGUGAAGUGGAAAGAAGCUGGUGCUGAAAUUCGGAUGACAUAUAGCGCAGGGGAGAAUUCUAGAUCCUAAAUUUUCGUGUGCAGGUGCUUGUUCUGGCAAGCAGAGAUUGCCCUUUUACCAAAGGCUCAGAUUCUCACUACACAGACAUCUGAGCUUCCUUCAACCUGCUGGUAAAGUUUGAGGAAAGGUGUGUCUGAUACCAAGCUCCUGUUUCCCACAAGUGUCCCCACACUUUGCAUGUGCUUCAAAACAACACCCACUUUAGAGGGAGGAAAGGGGUUCCUUUGUCUUAUAUGCAAGGGCACAAAGUGGGUUUAAGAUACAGGAGGGAGAGUAGCUUGAAUAACUUCUGAAGGCUCCUUGUUCUUUUUGGCCAUCAAGAUGGGAAAAUCCACUUAUUCAAAUUCUGUCAAUUCUGGAAGCCCCUGAAGGAGGGCAAUAUCACAGUGCAUAGGAAACAGCUUCCUUCUCUGACUUCUGUGCAAAGUGACACAUUUUCAUAAAGAACAAGGGAUGUGAUUGUCACUCACAUAUCAGUAGCUGAGAGUAAAGAGUCAAAUGGGAACUGUUAAGAUGUACUAGGUUUGGGAAAACCUAAAUUUUACAAAGUAAAAGUCCAAACCCAGUAUUACUCCCUCUGCUCCCUGAAUUCACAGAGCCUUUUGGAGGUAAUCCUCUAGCAACAAGACCUAGAACCAACCAAUUUGGGCCAAGGAAAAUAGGACCACUAUAGAGCAAGAGGGGCACACACCUUACCAAAUGCCAUUUUUGCCUGGGGUUUUGCAGUGCAGUGUUGCUGCCCCAACAUGGCACCUUAUCUUUUGGAUAAGUACUAUGUUGUAUUUAUACCAAUUAAUUACUUGAAACAGUGAUAAUACUUGUUGGUUUGCUGUCAAACCUGCAAUAUAUUUUCCAUGUGGUUUUGUUUUUAAAUAAAGUUUCAUUGUCUCCAACUCUUUCCUAGUGGGUAGUGAUACAUCAGUAUGCCUCUGAAUUUUAAGACAUCCUGAGAGUGCAUAGUAGCAGAUGAGAAGCAUUAAGGCAAAGUCAGAGUAUCAUAGCUUGAAGUCUAUUAAUAUAGAAAAGAUACCCAGAGCCAAGUGAUGGUGGCACACACCUUUAGUCUCAGCACUCAUAGACACUGUCUCAAAAGCCCCUCCAGAAAAAAAAAAAAAAAAAAGGAUCUGGAUGCAUUGGUUGAGGGGAGUAUAAUUGCCCUGGUGUGAGGACAGCCUGGACUACAUAUAGAGACGUCAAAAAAAAAAAAAGCUGAGUUGUUUCAACUUUUGUUUUCUAGUUCAAACCAAGUGGUGGGAAGAGUACAUAGUUUAAGACUCCUUGUGCUGGUUAAUUUUCGUCAACGACACAAACUGUAGUCAUAAGGUUAGGAACCUCGGCUGAAGAGCUGCCUCCAACCGACGAAUCUGUGGACAGCAUGUCUGGGGAUGUUCACUUGAGGACAGCGCCAUCCCGAGAAGAUGCACACCUUUUUCUAUGCCCAGGACACGAGGCAGAGGCAGGCGCAAGACCUCAGGACUUGCAUGUGGUUCACAUGCAUUUUAUGUGCAGGGACCGAGAUGUGCCAAGUGGGGCUCGGGAGGCAGUGUUGGAACUGCGGGCUGCGGGUUAAGAACACCAUGCUCUGGAUUUACAUCCUAGUCAGCCUCGGCCCCUUCCGCUACUGGUGCAGAGAAGCCAUUCGUUAAUGUGGGUGCUUCAGGAGCCGUCACCUUCGCCUGGGUACAUUUAGCAAACUGGGGGCUGCGUGGUGCAGCAGCCUGUAACCACGGGAGCCAGAGACAAGACGGGUUCUAGACCAGCGUCGACUACACGGCGAGCCAGACGCCCGCAUCAAUUCCACCAAAAACGGGGAGGGCGAGGAAAAGGGAGGAGAAACGACGAAAUUUAAAA
Messenger RNA from Microtus ochrogaster (prairie vole), 2618 nucleotides. RefSeq names its product TIM double twin CX3C motif chaperone (gene Timcc). NCBI's taxonomy places the organism in Eukaryota, Metazoa, Chordata, Mammalia, Rodentia, Cricetidae. Gene Ontology annotation, cellular component: cytoplasm. The record is from RefSeq and is a predicted model, not a curated record.